GUAUCCUGCAAUACGAUACUGAACAAAAUGGCUCGUUUAGUCACAUUAUUUGUCUUAGUUCUAGCUAUAGUUUCUAGUGUCUUUGCCCUGUCAGGCCAGAAGCACUACAGUGGAUCGGCGCACGCAUCAGACGGCAGUAUCGGAGUCGGCAGUGUCAGUGGAGGUGAGUUCGGUGCUGGUGCCUUCAGCAUCGGCCACGGCGGCAGCAGCUCCGGCUAUGGCACCGGCGGUCAGGGAGGCAGCCACGGUAGCAACCACUACGGCCGGUGAACUUGUCCCAACAGACCACAGAGUAGUAAACAACUAAAUUUUGUCGACCAUCGUGCGGAAUAGUGCAAUAUAAAUAAAUAUUUUUUAUGUUUUAUAA
This is a messenger RNA of Trichoplusia ni (cabbage looper), 367 nucleotides long. Its product is annotated as glycine-rich protein 2-like. NCBI's taxonomy places the organism in Eukaryota, Metazoa, Arthropoda, Insecta, Lepidoptera, Noctuidae. The record is from RefSeq and is a predicted model, not a curated record. The coding region runs from base 28 to 270 and encodes 80 amino acids. The transcript is spliced from 2 exons.